AUGUUUUUUGGUGGUUUUCCGUUCGAAGGGAUGCAUGGAGGCGGUAUGCCUCAUCAUGCAAGGUCUAGAGAUGUUGACACUGAAAAAUUGUAUAAACUUCUAGACCUACAAAAGGAUUGCUCCGAAACGGAAAUUAAGAAGGCUUAUAGAAAAUUGGCCAUUAAACACCAUCCAGAUAAGGGUGGAGAUCCUGAAAAAUUCAAGGAAAUAUCAAAGGCCUAUGAGAUUCUGUCUGAUCCUGAUAAGAGGCGCAUUUAUGAUGAGCAUGGUGAAGAGGGUCUGGAUGGAAGCUAUACCGCAACAGAUGCAUCAGAUAUCUUUGAUCUGUUUUUUGGCGGUGGAAUGAGAAAACCAAAGGGCAAAAAACGUGGAGAUGACAUUGUUUCCCAACUCAAGGUUUCUCUGGAACAGAUUUAUAAUGGUACAAUGAGGAAACUUGCUAUUAACAAGGAUAUAGUAUGUUCGCAGUGUGAUGGUUACGGUGGACCCAAGGAUGCCUUUGUUACUUGUUCAACAUGUAACGGCCAAGGUGUUAGAAUUCAAAUUAGGCAAAUGGGAUCUAUGAUCCAUCAGACACAAUCUACUUGUUCAACAUGUAACGGUCAAGGAAAAAGCUUGAGUGAGUCCAAAAAGUGCAAAUCUUGUCAUGGAAAGGGUGUUAAGCAAACUAAAAAGAUCUUGGAGGUCUUUGUCGAGAAGGGUGUUCCGGAUCAGCACAGAAUUACCUUUCACGGGGAAGCGGAUGAAAGACCGAAUGAAAUACCAGGAAGUGUCAUUUUCAUCAUUACUCAAGCACCUCAUGAAACGUUCAAAAGGAAUGGAAACGAUCUUUUCAUGACAAAAUCAAUCCCCCUUUACGAAGCUCUUACUGGAUGUACAUUCUAUUUAACUCAUCUAGAUGAGAGGGUAAUUAAAGUGCAAACACCUGAAGGUGAAGUUGUUAAACCAGGCUGUUGCAAGGUAGUACCUAAUGAAGGAAUGCCUAUCUAUCAAAGUGCCUUUUCCAAGGGAAAUUUGUACAUUACAUUCGAUGUUAUUUUCCCCAUUGAUAGGACAUUUACUGGUGAUGAAAAGGCAAAACUUUUAGCAUUAUUCCCCUACACACCAGAAACUCCUGGAAAAACUGAUGGACAUAUUGAAGAGUACGUUGCACAGCACUUUGACCUGGAUGAGUACCAAGCCUACGAAAGCUCCGGACAUCAUCACGCCCACGAAGAUGAUGAACCAGAAGGUAACAGGGUACAAUGCAAACAGCAGUAA
Theileria equi strain WA is the source of this 1260-nucleotide messenger RNA. Its product is annotated as DnaJ domain containing protein. The record is from RefSeq and is a predicted model, not a curated record. Gene Ontology annotation, cellular component: cytoplasm; cytosol. Gene Ontology annotation, biological process: protein refolding. NCBI's taxonomy places the organism in Eukaryota, Apicomplexa, Aconoidasida, Piroplasmida, Theileriidae. Gene Ontology annotation, molecular function: Hsp70 protein binding. The transcript is spliced from 2 exons. Bases 1 to 1260 code for a protein of 419 amino acids.